Molecule: messenger RNA, 3429 nt
Organism: Sebastes umbrosus (honeycomb rockfish)
Lineage: Eukaryota; Metazoa; Chordata; Actinopteri; Perciformes; Sebastidae
Gene: shkbp1
Product: SH3KBP1 binding protein 1
Exons: 17
Coding region: 306-2900 (864 amino acids)
Biological process (GO): protein homooligomerization
Molecular function (GO): protein binding
Source: RefSeq, a predicted model, not a curated record
GAGAUAAAACUAGUAGUCCAGUUCCAGUCUCAUACUCCGGUCCGGGGUUUCUCCCUCACCUUGCCUCCCUGAUCUGAUCUGAUCUGAUCCUGAUCCAGAGAUCCAGUCCGGGGUUCACCGCUCAGCCGCCGCCUCACGACAGGAAGUUGGGAUGAAAACAAGAACUAUACCGGAAACAGAACUGAUCCUCAGAAUGGAGUAAAACAUAAACACAGAGAUAGUUAUAUAGUUAUAUAGUUAUAUAGUUAUAUAGUUAUAUAGUUAUAUAUAUACAGAUAUAGUGGUUGUUUCUGAGCCGUCAGAGGAUGAUGAACACGGCGAGGAGCGGAGACAUCAUCCACCUGAAUGUCGGCGGGAAGAGGUUCAGCACCUCCCGACAGACGCUGACGUGGGUUCCUGACUCCUUUUUCUCCAGUCUUCUGAGCGGUCGGAUCUCAACUCUGAAGGAUGAAACUGGAGCGAUCUUCAUCGACAGAGACCCCUCUCUGUUCGCCACCAUCCUCAACUUCCUGCGGACCAAAGAGCUGUACCCCCGCUCCAUCAACGUGCACAUGCUCAUGCACGAGGCCGAGUUCUACGGCAUCACGCCGCUGGUGCGGAAGCUGCAGCUGUGUGACGAGCUGGACCGAUCCUCCUGUGGAAACGUGCUGUUCAACGGCUACCUGCCUCCACCAGUGUACCCGGCGAAGCGCCGCAACCGUCACAGCGUGGCGGGAUCGCAGUUCAUGGCGGGCCGAGUCGCGCCUGCAGAGAGAGCGCCGGUCAGACGCAGCAACACCAUGCCCCCCAACCUGGGGAACUCUGGGAUACUGGGCAGGGCCAGCACGGAGGAGAGGACGCCGGGAGGUCAGUUAUCAGAUACCGGCCUGGUUCGGAUCAUCUGUGGUCAUCACAACUGGAUCGCUGUGGCCUACGCACAGUUUGUCGUCUGCUACAGGGUGAAGGAGUCCACUGGGUGGCAGCAGGUCUUCACCUCUCCUCGUCUGGAUUGGGUGAUCGACAGAGUGGCGCUUAACGCCAAGGUGAUGGCCGGCUCGCUGGGAGACAACGACAAGAUGGUGGCCGUCGCCUCGGGGACGGAGAUCAUCCUCUGGGCCAUCUGCCCCGACGGCAACGGGAACGAAAUCGGCGUCUUCAGUCUCAACGUGCCGGUGGAGGCCCUCUUCUUUGUUGGUAACCAGCUGAUCGCCACCAGCCACACGGGGAAGGUCGGGGUUUGGAACGCCGUCACCAAACACUGGCAGAAUCAGGACGUGGUUCCCAUCAGCAGCUACGACACCGCCGGCUCCUUCCUCAUCCUCGGCUGCAACAACGGAUCCAUCUACUACAUCGAUGUGCAGAAGUUUCCUCUGAGGAUGAAGGAUAACGACCUGCUGGUGACGGAGCUGUACAGAGACCCGACUGAAGACGCCAUCACUGCCCUCAGUGUCUACCUCACUCCCAAAACCAGUGACAGCGGGAACUGGAUCGAGAUUGCGUACGGGACCAGCUCCGGGAGCGUCCGAGUCAUCGUUCAGCAUCCGGAGACGGUCGGCUCGGGACCGCAGCUCUUCCAGACCUUCUCCGUGCACCGCAGCCCCGUCACCAAGAUCAUGCUGUCAGAGAAACACCUCAUCUCAGUUUGUGCCGACAACAACCACGUGCGGACAUGGACGGUGACGCGGUUCAGAGGGAUGAUCUCCACCCAGCCGGGAUCAACGCCGCUCACCUCCUUCAAGGUCCUCAGCCUGGACGACGUGGACGGACACGGAGGCUGCAGCGCCGGGACAGAGAUAGGUCCGUACGGAGAGAGAGACGACCAGCAGGUGUUCAUCCAGAGAGUCGUACCGGACACCGAUAAACUCUACGUCAGGCUGUCGUCCAACGGGAAGAGGGUGUGUGAGGUGCGUUCGGUGGACGGCACCUCCAUCACGGCCUUCAUGGUCCACGAGUGCGAGGGCUCGAGUCGCAUCGGCUCUCGGCCCCGCCGCUACCUGUUCAGCGGCCACGGCAACGGCAGCAUCCAGAUGUGGGACCUGACCACCGCCAUGGAGAUCGCCGGCAAGGUCGACAUCAGAGCGCUGGGCGGGCCGACGGAGGAGGAGCUGCUGGAGCUGUUGGACCAGUGUGACCUGGCUCUGACCAGAACACCUGACAGCACACCGAGAGCCUCCACCUGCAGCCUCCACUCUCAGCUCAGCGACGUCUUCAGGAUGGAGCGUCUCCACUCUGCGGCGGGAGGACGAGGAGCCGGAGCGUCGGGUUCGUCCGCUUCGCUGUGCGGCAGCCUCCCCCGACAGGCUCCGCCUCCCGUGUCCCUCGCCAAACCUUCCCGAGACUCCACCCUCUCCGGCCCGCAGCCCCUCGCCAUCCCCGCCUACGCCCACAACUCCAGCCCCCGCCCCCUCAGACACGUGGACCGAGACAGAGAGUGGGGGUCUGUGCGCCGGGGGAGCUUCGUGGAGCGCUGCCAGGAGCUCGCCAAGGGUUCAGAGGCGGCAGCGGGCUCUGGGUUUGGUGUCCCGGCGGGGUCAGAGGGCGUCAGGCGGAGCUUAGCGGUGUGCACCGAGUUGGAGGCCAGAUUCGGCCUCAGGACCCCGACCACCUUCUCUGUGUCGCCCGGUGCACGCCACUCCCCAGGGACACCUUCAUCCCUGUCGUCGUCAUCAUCGCCGUUAUCCUCAUCGUCGUUGCACCGCAGGGCCACGCCCACUCCCCCGACAAGCCCCGCCCCCGCAGCCGUGAGCCCGACCCGGUCUCAGGCACCCACCUCACCUCGCCGCAGCGCUUCGACGUCUCCUGCUGAUCUCCCAGCUUCCCCUGUGAGCCCGGCAAUUCCGGAGAGCCCUGCGGACGCCAGCGCCGCCGCCGCCGCCCCGCCGAUCAGCCCCAAACCACACAUGAACGAGACCAGCUUCUGAUUGGCUGUUCAGACUGAGGCUAUGCAGAGUCAUGAAUGAGACCAGCUUCUGAUUGGCUGUUCAGACUGAGGCUAUGCAGAGUCAUGAAUGAGACCAGCUUCUGAUUGGCUGUUCAACAGAUGAGUGGAGAACUUCCUGUCACAGCAGACAGAUGUUUGGAUUUCUGUCUCAACAGUUUGAGUGACUAGCCAAUCAGCCGUCAAAUAGAGCACUGUCGCCAUAGUUACCGCACGCUGGUUGGUCGUUUCCGGUCGUGUCUAGAAGGUAACCCACAAGUUGUGAAACUCUACCGAGAUGGUUACGGUCAGGAUUAAUCGUCGGGGCAGCGAGUCUUUUGUGGGUUACUUUCUUGUUUCCUGGCUCCAACAUCAGGACUAACUAACUGAAACAGCAGUUUCUAAUUCUAAUUAAUAUAUAUUAAUAUAUUUAUAUAUAGAUAUUAGGGCUGUCAAUAGAUUAAAAUAUUUAAUCAUGAUUAAUCGCACAUUUUUUUAUCUGUUCUAAAUGUACCUUAAAGGGAGAUUAGUCC